This is a messenger RNA of Elephantulus edwardii (Cape elephant shrew), 993 nucleotides long. It is a transcript of the gene CCDC160, whose product is annotated as coiled-coil domain containing 160. Bases 1 to 993 code for a protein of 330 amino acids. The record is from RefSeq and is a predicted model, not a curated record. The transcript has a single exon. NCBI's taxonomy places the organism in Eukaryota, Metazoa, Chordata, Mammalia, Macroscelidea, Macroscelididae.
AUGGAUGUGAGAAGAAAACAAAAGAAUGAGACUACAUUUACUCCUUUAUGUGAUGCGUGGGAUUGUCCACGGCAGGCUUCUCUACUUGAAUCCUCUGAGCAGACAGCUCUCGAAAAAGGCAGAAGAAUGGGGGAACGUUCCCAUUUGUCCAGUCAAAAGUUCCAGGAGGAAAACAAAAUGAUGAAAAAAGAGUCUCUUUCCCAACUGAGUGAAAAAGAUCAAGGACCGAAGUUAAGAGAGAGACGGGUGAACUUUUCAGAGAUUGUCACGGAUCUUUCUGCCUCUUGUGAAGCAUUGAGUUUAGAUGUCCCAGCCGAAGAAAGCAUGAAUAGCACAGACAGUCAUUCUGCCUAUGGCCUGAAGGAGUCACCAAUGGGGCGACAGCUACGGCACAGCAGUGAUGCAAAAAAGAAAUGUGUAGAUGGAAUGUCUCCCAAAACCCGCCUGAAUCUUUUGAAUGCAGAACUGGAAGAACUUAAUAAAAAAUGCAAAAAAAUUGAAGAGGAAUUUGAAAGUGCUGAAAAGGAACUGUUGGAUUCCAAGAGAGAUGUCUCUCCCAAAAUCCAAAACGUGAGAGAAAGGGGGGUAGAUACUUCCAAGAAAUACUGUGAACUCCAGGCUUUACGCAAUGACCUGUCCAAAAAAGCAACCAAUGUAAAAAACUUAACUAAAGAGCUUCAGCAAGCCAAAGAAGUCAUCCACAAGUUGAACCUGGAGAAUAGGGAUUUAAAAGAAACUAUUAAGAAGCUGAAGCAGCAAAUGGAGGUGGGGACUGCACUUAUAAAAGACGAAAUGAAAUUGUGUUAUGACCUAGAAAUGGAGAAGAUUCGAGAUGAACUGGAUGCUAUCAAGAGUGAGCUUCGAAUUGAGAAGACCCUGCAAGCAAGAAACAACAGGGCCCUGGAAUUGCUGCGAAAGCAUUUUGUCUCAAUCAGGCCAUCAGCUCCCCUCGGCCCAUUUCCAGGGGAUGUUUUUAAAAAAAUGUUAAACUAA